GCGGGAAUCGGCGCUUCGGUGGCGGUGUUGGACACGUCGAGGGGGUCAGAAGUGGAGGGGCUUCUGAAGAGUCCGGGGGCUGUGACGGGGUGAGAUUCUGAGAGGGAGGCGCCGGUGGCAGGACUCGAUCUGGCAAGAAUCUUCUACUGACUCAACUUUUCCUGGAAAAAUGGACCAUUCCCACCACAUGGGGAUGACCAUGGGGAUGACCAUGGGGAUGAGCAGUGGGGAUGACAACACUACCAUGCCACCUUCUCACCAUCACCCGACCACUUCAGCUGCCCACGCUCACGAUCACAUGAUGAUGAUGAUGCCUAUGACCUUCUACUUUGGCUUUAAGAACGUGGAAAUAUUGUUUUCUGGUUUGGUGAUCAAUACAGCUGGAGAAAUGGCUGGAGCUUUUGUGGCAGUGUUUUUACUAGCCAUGUUCUACGAAGGACUCAAGAUAGCCCGAGAGGGCCUCCUGCGCAAGUCACAAGUCAGCAUUCGGUACAAUUCCAUGCCUGUCCCAGGACCAAAUGGAACCAUCCUUAUGGAGACACACAAAACUGUUGGGCAACAGAUGCUGAGCUUCCCUCACCUCCUGCAAACAGUGCUGCAUAUCAUCCAGGUGGUCAUCAGCUACUUCCUCAUGCUCAUCUUCAUGACCUACAACGGGUACCUCUGCAUUGCUGUAGCGGCAGGGGCCGGCACAGGGUACUUCUUCUUCAGCUGGAAGAAGGCAGUGGUAGUGGACAUCACAGAGCAUUGCCAUUAACGUCUAACUCCAUAGUGUGGCCUUAUCGAUUGCAGUGGGAAGCAGUUCAAGACUGGAAGACAGGAUUCCAAUCGUCUCUUCUUGCUCCUUAUCUCCUACAUACACACACACACACACACACACACACACACACACACAAACACACACCCCUGCUCAACAGAGGUUUAGCUUACAAUCUCUGAGCUGAAGUGGUAACCUUCCCCCGCUUUUUUCCCCUAAUAAUCUGAGUUUGCUAUUUCUGUUGAGGUGAAGCCACCCAUGAGAUGUUCUCUCCUUCCCCAUUAUCUUAGGUCCAAGUUAUAUAAUCUUAUCUAAUCCAGGUAGCUUUCUAUUCCACGACUUGAUCACCUGCUUCCUUUUUUAGUCUUCUGUUCUUUUAUUUUUUAACAGACAAUUUGUGAAUUUGGUGGGUUUUUCCUGGGUCAGUGAUGGAAAUGGAUUAACUUUAGCCAGGAUUGAUGGCAGGUGAGGGAAAUUCUUGCCCAGCUAAACCCAGAACCCAAACUUAACACUUAAAAAUAUGUUCUAGUCUUCGGACUCAAUGAGUGGGAGAUAGAUUGUGCCUUUCUCUGGGUGUGACGUGUUGCACUGAAAUCUUUGUAGGAGACAGAGAGGUGGUUUGAGAGUGUAUAAAUGCAGGCCCGGGGCCGGAGUGUGCAUUCUUGGGUGGCUGUCUCAUCAAUUUGUGUUCCCACCUAACAUUUUGAUUAGAAUGAACUUCUCAAUCAAAAAAAAAAAUGACAAUCAAUUUGGAAAAGUAGAAAUAGAUAUUUUAAAAUGAAACCAUUGACAUUUUACUUUGACUAGGUACCUUUGUAUGUCACAGCUGAGUGAAGCAAGCAUUUAAAUCAUUUUUCUCCCAUUAUUGUUUUCAUGUGUCUGCCUCUAAACCAGUGGUUUUCUGACUUUAGCGUGUAUUAGAAUCACCUGGAGAGCUUGUUAAACCCCUGGUUGCUGAGCCUUGACCCAGAGCGCCCCCAAAUUGGCAUUUUUAACAAGCUCCCAGGUGAUGCUCCUGCUGAUGAUCAGGGGACCACGCUUUGAGCAUCUCUGCUUUAAACUAAGGGAGUAUCACCUGGUGGGUGAGCUACUUGGUACUGGCCAUGGGAACUUGACUUGCUAUUAGUAGGUGGUGUGUCUGGGCUUAACUCAUGUACUAAAUGCUGCUGGUCAAUACUUAAUCAUUCCACAAACAUUUAUUCAGCCCCGACUGUGUUUGUGUGCCCAGGUGCACGUGCACAAAAGGCUGUAGCCAAAGUAACUUUUGUUAGCAUGUAUGAAAUCACUAGUCCUUAUUUUUAAAGAUCUGUAAUUUCUUGGAAAUGGCUUGAAGGUUAACAGAGACCUUUGAUCCGAAAUGUAAAUCAGCCAGUCAUGGAUUAGAAGGGCAAAAGCCGAGCCCUCUCUUUGGAGAGGCCUAGGGCACAGUCAGCUGAUGGCCAGAUUUUCCUCGGCCCCCGACAUCCAUGCCCAUACCAGGCAUAUCCUCAUUCUCUGCCUGACCAUCUUUGUUACUCUUGUGGGGGCUUGAUUAGAUCACAAGUGGCCAAAAGUACUUUCCUCAGUGAAGAAUCACAUUGGAUUUUUUAUUCUGUUGUUAGUCUACGCUGCAGUCUUGUUCCCAGUCCAACCUACCUCUGUAAAGUGACUCUUCUUGUGCCGGUCUGUUAAAUCUUGCCCUCCUUGGUGCUAGACUCCAUUUGUGCCUCAGGGCAGGAGAGACAAAACACAGCUAUCCUGUUGGCCUCUGUUGUGGUUUUGAAGUUUGUACUUUCUCUGUUGGUGCCAGUUAAAUAUUGGAGGGCGAGAAAUGUGUACUUUCGUGGCUUUGAACCAAGAGAGGGUUAUGCGCUUACUUGAUGGAGGUUAAAAUCUAAGAACCAUUAUUUAGAGUUUUAUGUUUUCCUCUCAUUCCAACCCCUUGCAGUGCUGAUACUUAGCAUAAGCAAAGGGAAUGACAGGUACUGAUAAAAAUCCAGCAUUAAGGUACAAAUAGCCUGUUAUCGUCUCGGAAGCCAAGGAAUAAUAAAAUCCUGAGAAAUAAAAUAAGAAUCAAUGUUUAGUAGUGACCCUGGUACUCUCUAGAAAUCUUGACAUGAUCUGCUAUAAAAUACCCUUUCAGGAACAGGACCUUAUCAGUAAGGUAAGAAAAAUCAAGGCCAGUUAAGACAAAAUGCUGUGAAUUUCAAACUCUUGGAGAGAAACAUCGGUUUGGGAUAAGUCUUCGGGCAUUCAAGAUAGAGUCUCAUGAAACACCUGAAUUCUAGCGAUCUUGAGCUAGGUUGCCAAAGGAAGAAACUAGUGAAGGAAAAAAAAAACAAAAAGUAAGCUUAAAUUCUUUCUUUCUUGAGCUGUUGGAUUGUGAUAAUAUAAUGAUCUUGUUAACUUUCAUUUCUGUAUCCCUGUUCAUUUAGAGUUUAGUGCCUGACUUCUUUGUUCCUUUCGGAUCCAAAUUUCUCUUUUCCUCCUGUUUGCAACUAUUAGAAGCUGCAUCCCCAUGUCUUUGGCCCCUUAUUCUUCUCUCCUGUUCCCUUUCUUUUAGUCUUUUAUCCCAUAUGUCUAGUUUAUUAAAUCUCCCUCGCCCUCCUGAUACAGUGGACAAUGCUGGCAGUUGGAUGUGGAUAUAGAUACCAACCAGAAGUUGUAAAACUUGAUAGAGACCCUAAGCACACUUUGAGGAGCAAUUGUCCCAAUGGAAUUUCUAUGAGGCUGGGUAAAGGGCUACCUGGUACUAUCCACAAAGUUACAGCAUCUUAGGUGCCGUUUCCAACCUGUGCUGGAGAAACACUCAGCCCCACAUUGCCCACACACAGAAUCUUCUCUGUCCACCAGGGAAUUAGAGAUGAAGGUUUCUUCACUACAUCUAUGGUAGGAUUGUCUGGAAUUCCCUUUUAGGCUGUGGGGUACUGAUAUUGGGUUCUAGCCACAGGGAUUCCUUGUAGAAGCUGGAAGGGGAGUUGGCAGGGAGUACACUUUCAUGUCAUUUAAUUUUGAUCUUGCCCUCUCCAGCUGCUUCCUUCAGAAGAUACAUCUAAAGAUACAAAGUCUGCAUUUGAUAUAAUGCCUUAAUCACUGGGUCUACAAUUAAUGUUGACUGUUUUAGAUUGUAAGCUCCUGGAGGGCAGUAUUGCUCUAGUAGGAAUGUUUUAACAGUGUCAUGUGCAAAAGAACAAAUAAAUAUUUUGAUUUUGUGA
Molecule: messenger RNA, 3951 nt
Organism: Hippopotamus amphibius kiboko
Lineage: Eukaryota; Metazoa; Chordata; Mammalia; Artiodactyla; Hippopotamidae
Gene: SLC31A1
Product: solute carrier family 31 member 1
Exons: 5
Coding region: 170-757 (195 amino acids)
Biological process (GO): copper ion transmembrane transport
Cellular component (GO): membrane
Molecular function (GO): copper ion transmembrane transporter activity
Source: RefSeq, a predicted model, not a curated record